GCCGGGCUCCUGAAAGGCAGCCUGAACUCCAAAAGUGAGCUAGUGUACCAGACACAGCACUGCGAGAGACUGACUGAGCUGUGAGCGCACACACGGCGAGGCGAGGGAGGAGAGGAGAGAGAGAGCGCGGGGAGCGAAGAGAAGGACGGGCGGGCAGUGCUGAAAAGGAGAGCACAAAGACUAGGAAAGUGGAGCAGGGGAGGGAACCGGAGGCUGGGAGACGGGAGAGGGGAAGACAAAAGAAGGAGUGAACCGGAGGGGACCGAGCAAAUGGCUACGGAGGACACGGCGGGGGGAGCCAGGAAAGCCACCAAGAGCAAACUGUUUGAGUUCUUGGUCCAUGGAGUGCGUCCUGGCAUGCCGUCCGGAGCGAGGAUGCCCCAUCAGGGAGCACCCAUGGGCCCCCCCGGCCCCCCGUAUGGUGGCAGCCCAGCGGUGCGGCCCGGUCUGCCCUCUCCUGUGAUGGAGCCCAGCCGAAAGAGGCCCGCCCCCUCCCAACAGGUCCAACAGCAGCAGCAGACACAGCAGCAACAGCAGCAGGCUGUGCAGAACCGAGCCAGAAAGAAGCCGGUCGGAUUCCCAGGAGCCAAUGAGAUGCCGGCGAGGCAGAUGGAUAUGAGAGAGCCCCAAUCAGAUCCCACGCUCGGAUCAAAUGCUAAGAGAAGGAAAAUGGCAGACAAGAUUCUUCCGCAAAGGAUCCGUGAGCUGGUCCCAGAGUCACAGGCGUACAUGGACCUUCUGGCCUUUGAGCGUAAACUGGACCAGACCAUUAUGCGCAAACGUGUGGACAUCCAGGAGGCCCUCAAGAGGCCCAUGAAGCAAAAGCGUAAACUAAGGCUGUACAUAUCAAACACCUUCAACCCCGCAAGGCCCGACGCCGAUGACUCUGACGGAAGCAUUGCAUCAUGGGAACUGCGAGUGGAGGGGAAACUGCUCGAUGAUCCUGGGAAGCAAAAGAAGAAGUUUUCCUCCUUCUUCAAGAGCCUGGUCAUUGAGCUGGACAAAGACUUGUAUGGUCCUGACAACCAUCUCGUGGAGUGGCACCGCACGCCUACCACCCAGGAGACGGACGGCUUCCAGGUGAAACGGCCCGGAGACGUGAGCGUACGCUGCACUCUGCUGCUCAUGCUCGACUACCAGCCCCCACAGUUCAAACUGGACCCCCGCCUGGCCCGCCUGCUUGGGAUCCACACGCAGACACGCUCCUGUAUCAUCCAGGCCCUGUGGCAAUACGUCAAGACCAACAAGCUACAAGACUCCCAUGACAAGGAGUAUAUCAACUGUGACAAGUACUUCCAACAGAUUUUUGAUUGUCCCCGACUGAAGUUUUCUGAAAUCCCCCAACGUCUAACCAACCUCCUGUUACCUCCUGACCCUAUUGUUAUCAACCAUGUGAUCAGAGAGCAACAGACACCUAAUCCAAAAUGGAUAGUGACAGAUGUGGACCCCAAUGACCAGAAGAAGACAGCGUGUUACGACAUUGAUGUGGAGGUGGAGGACCCUCUGAAGAGCCAGAUGAGCAGCUUCCUCCUGUCCACAGCAAACCAGCAGGAGAUCGCCUCCCUCGACAACAAGAUUCAUGAGACCAUUGAGUCCAUCAACCAGCUGAAGAUCCAGAGGGACUUCAUGCUUAGUUUCUCCAGAGAUCCCAAGGGCUACAUCCAAGACUGGCUCAAAUCCCAAAGCAGAGACCUUAAGUUGAUGACAGAUGUGGUGGGGAACCCAGAGGAGGAGCGCAGGGCAGCAUUCUACCACGAGCCCUGGUCCCAAGAGGCCGUCAGCCGCUAUUUCUACUGCAAGAUCCAGCAGAGAAGGCAGGAGCUGGAACAGGCCUUGGCAGUCCGCAACACCUAAGCAAUGGUUUGUCUUUACUCGACACCAAUAAGAAGUUAUCAUCAACACAUGGGAGACAUUACAUGCUGGACUCUUGGAGCGCCAUUACUAUCAGCGUGUAACCAAUUGCGGGGUUCAACAUUUGACAAACUUCCUCUUAAUGCUCCUGUAAAUACAACAUAACUCCAAAUCAUCUCAAACAUGUAGUCACCUCUACCGUUUUUAUAUUGUAUUGGCACGUUUUUGGUUUUUUUUAACGAAUGUAGGCGCGAAGAUAAGUGCGACUGGGUGCGUAUUUCGCCUCAUUAAUUAAGGGAAUUUGUUGAGUUUGAAGUAAUUAUUUACACCAGCAGAGUUGAGAUUACAGUCUGGCACAUCGAAUCACGGGACAAUGAAGUAGAGCUAUGUAUAAACUGGAGGUGUGGAUGUUUCUACAGCGUCUCUCCUUUGAUUGAAUCAGUGACUAUGUUCACAUGCACACCAAAAAUCUGAUCAUUAUCGUUGUGCUGAUAUCCUGGUUGGACAUAUAAGUUGAUGUAAUAAGUUGGCCCAGAAAGUCUCAUAAUGUUUGAAUUUUUAUUUAUACAAAGGUGUUCUGCGGUUAUGUGUGAGAUAAAUAACAGCUACAUAAACACAUUUGGACAAGUUUUGUUUCAUUUUGUUUAAAGGAAAUAAAGGCUGUUUUCAGUUUCUGCGCUGGUAUCGGUUGGUAUCAGCAUAUACUUAAAGCUAGUAUCAUAUCGGAACUGAAAACACUGGAUUGGUGCAUCCCUAGUUAUCAGAUUAUAGAAAUGCCAUGCAAUCAGAUGUGUGCAAUCUGAUUUCAUUCUGGUUGUUUACACUUGCAGCAAAGACACAAAUGAAAGAGAAAUGGUUAAAGAUGGAGAUAUUUUAAGACUCAUUAUACAGUGUCUUCCAGUUACACAAAAAAUCCACUAAUUAACCAACACAUGUCACUAGGUGUUUUUGAUGAUCAGAUUUCUUUUAUGCAUGUAAACACACACCAAAAAUCACAUCUAAUUAUUGGCUUAUCUGAUUAUGUUAUCAGAUAAGCCAUUUAAAUGUACCCAGUGAGGCUCACAAUGCCAGUAUUAUUAACUUGAGCUCCUAUGUGUUGUCACAAAUUAGUAACACGUUUCUUUGAAGGAACAGCGUUUCUUCCUUAAUCAUGGAAAGUUAUGGACUUGAAGCUGUGUUUUUUGUCCAAAUCACUCACUGCCUCUUCCUUGUGUAGUAUUUAAAUGUGUUGACAGUGUUACCAAAGGUUGCAACGAAGAAGAGAAUGCAGCGAUAAUGGCCAAUGUAGGUUUGGGUUCAGUAGAAAUUGCCUUUUAAAUCUUCCAUUUGUGUGUAGCAUAUUGAUUAGUAAACCCAAAUAAGCCCCAAAUUAGACCUCAGCCAAUCAACUACAGGCAAUUUUUAGUGUACGCUCAUCUGCAUCUGUCCAUUUUAACUGCUUUUUUGUUACUUUUUUCUAGAGAUGUGAAUGUAAAUAGUUUUUUUUUCCCUUUAAGAGGGUCAGCUGUACAAUACAUGACACACUACCUUUGUGUUUUGUGGAAAUGGGGGGCUGGGUCAUAUGCUGUAGUAAAGGGAACAUCUCCAUGUCUUUUGAAAAGGUUGCGUUCACAUUCUAGGUUAUGAUUAUGUCAUAACUUCAAAUGGAGGGCUGUAUAAUUCUAUGGGAGAUUCACUGUUUUUGAAAGAAAUAUCCAAAUUCAACAAAUGUUGAACCAUGUUGUUAGUUGGAAAUUGGCUCUACAAACUUGCCAUACAAAUCUUAUGGCUUAAGGUCCUUUCAACUGACAAAUACUAUGUCUUUUGGGUUGAAUAAUGGCACCACUUUCUGAAGCUUUUGUGAUAGAAAUUAUUUCACAUUUGUUUAUUUAUGCUGACAGAGAAGACAGAGGAAUUUUUAUUUCUUGUGAAUAGGCCCUGUAAUUGCAGAUAUAUUAACCAUAAAACCAGGUCAAAAUUGAAUUGUGACAGUUAAACACCUAAUUUUACCACCAUAGUCUGACCUGUCCUCCAGCUCCAUUUAAAACUAUGUCAUGUGAACGCAACCUAUUGGCUGGAUGCGAGUGUCCCUGUGUGUACUAUCUAGGCUUGGAUCCUUUUAAGUUCCUGCCUCCUGUCUGUCUAAAGCUCUAAGCUGUAACAAGAUAACAUUAAUUUCAAUAGAGUAGCUGUACCACAUUGUCUGAUCACCUUCACACUUUUGUAUGACACUUGACUUGUAUGUAUAUGCUGUAUUGUCCCAUUGAGAUUUCAUUGUUUCAGCAGUCAGCUCUAGACGGGACCUUGCGGGGUUUCUUUGCACUGUGCAGUCGCUCUAUCUUCGGAGACUCUGGUUGGAUGAUUUCACGAAGACCUAUGCAUGCUCUGAUAACGCAGUAUAUGUAAAUAAUGAUAAGUCUGGCAUAGCAGCCGGUGUGUUAAGAUCCAUCGAAUGCCUUCUGGACAUUACUUUGCCAAAAAUGAAAACCCCUACCAGCAGUAAGUGUAGGAGAGAUUUUGUGAGCUGUUUUUGUACUAAGUAAACAACAGAUGUGGGGUCAGUUAUUAUUAUUAAUAGUAGUGUAUGUCUGAAGUCUUCAUUGUGCGUCCAGGGCAUUAAACUUUUCCACUAGCACCCCCUUGUGGACUAAAUGAUGAACGGAUACAUCAGCAGACUACUGUUAGCAGCAGAAGUUCAAGACACUAAAACUAUUACUGUUGCCGUGUAUGCCACUUUUUUGCAUGUUUCAAACGACUCAAACGUUCUGCUCUUUUACAUAUAAGGGUUACCAACGUGAAGGCAAUACUAUGUGAAAUCCUGUAUAUCAGUAAAAGUAAAAAUGAAUUUGUGCUUUCAAUAGUUUCACAACAAUAAAAAGGGAAAAGAGCUGUGACACUGCAAGACAGCCUGGAUGUAAAUAAAGAAGCGCUUGCCAAAGUUUGUAAAUGCCA
This is a messenger RNA of Periophthalmus magnuspinnatus, 4782 nucleotides long. It is a transcript of the gene smarcd3b, whose product is annotated as SWI/SNF related, matrix associated, actin dependent regulator of chromatin, subfamily d, member 3b. Gene Ontology annotation, biological process: regulation of transcription by RNA polymerase II. NCBI's taxonomy places the organism in Eukaryota, Metazoa, Chordata, Actinopteri, Gobiiformes, Gobiidae. Bases 271 to 1854 code for a protein of 527 amino acids. Gene Ontology annotation, cellular component: SWI/SNF complex; nucleus. The record is from RefSeq and is a predicted model, not a curated record. The transcript has 15 exons.